CCCAACUUGUAUCAUGCCUGCUUAUUCUUUCUCAGCUCUUCCGUUUCUCCCAUGCCGAUGUUGGCACUGCAGCCCAAUAAACCCCACCAUAUCUACCGACGGCGUGCUAUGGUGAUGAUCAAACUCAGUUUCCAUCGAGCAAUUUGUUCGCAGCAGCAGGAGAUGGGAUAUGGGACAAUGGAGCAUCGUGCGGGAGACAAUACCUGGUACGAUGCAUCAGUACGUCACAGCCCGGGAGUUGUACCCCCGACCAGACGAUCCAGGUCAAGAUUGUAUAUCACGCUCCUACUGCACAGUCUCGGCCUUCAACUCCAUCCGCCACCAUUGUCCUGUCCGAGACAGCUUUUGGUGGGAUUACCAACAUAGCUAUUGACUCCGUCAACAUAGAAUUCCAACUGUAAUCUCUCUUCAUCUUACUCAUUAAUUGAUUCCUCCCGUAGAAGGUUUGAGUUGUUUGCUUCUCCAUUUGCAGAGUUUGAGGGUAUGGAAGGGUCUAAGUCUCUUACAUGGCUCCCUGCGUUCAAGAAGAAA
Messenger RNA from Hibiscus syriacus, 531 nucleotides. RefSeq lists its product as uncharacterized. Lineage: Eukaryota; Viridiplantae; Streptophyta; Magnoliopsida; Malvales; Malvaceae. Bases 52 to 366 code for a protein of 104 amino acids. The transcript is spliced from 2 exons. The record is from RefSeq and is a predicted model, not a curated record.